AAAUAUAUGAAUAAAUAAACACACAGUAAAGCUGACCAUUUUAUCGCUCGGAGUCAUUUUGAUCAGGCAUCACGUGACGCUACCUAACCCCGCCGUCAGGACCCACCCACUCCCAGCGGAUCAUGGAUGCAGGAAGCUACGGAGCCGGCUUCGCCUCUUCUCCCCCGGGCAUACGCUUGAGGAUGUGGCUUCUGGGAGUCGUUCUGCUGUCUCUGCUCUGGGUGGUGUCUGGAGGUGCAGACUCCAAAGCUGUCACCACCACCCUCUCAACUAAAUGGGCUGAUACUCCUUUGCUGCUGGAGGCCAGUGAGUUCCUGGCAGAAGAGAAUCAGGAGAAGUUCUGGAACUUUGUUGAAGCCAAUGCAAACAUAGAAGGGCAGCAUGACGACACAGAUCAGGCCUACUAUGACCUGAUUGUGAAGAGAGCCAGUGCCUUGCUCAGCUCCGUCCAGGUGAACAUGCUGAAGUUCGCCCUCUCCCUGAGAGCUUACUCUGCAACAGUACACUCCUUCCAACAGAUAGCAUCCAAUGAGCCUCCUCCAUCUGGCUGCAAAGCUUUUUUUAGUGUCCACGGGGAGAAGACGUGCAAUGCAGACGGUUUAGCAGCUUUGCUGAAAACUGCACCUGGACGGCCGAAGCCGUACCUAUUCAAAGGCGAUCACAAAUAUCCAGGAGCAAAUUCAAACGCCCCUGUUGUCAUUCUCUAUGCCGAGUUUGGGACUCCGGAUUUCCAGAGGCUUCACCAGAUCAUUACCUCCAUCGCCUACGAAGGCCAGGCGACUUACAUGCUCCGUCACUACCUGGCUAAUCCAAGCAAAAGGAAAGUGUAUCUUUCCGGGUAUGGAGUGGAGCUAGCAAUCAAAAACCAGGAGUACAAGGCAAAGGAUGACACACAAGUCCAAGGGGCGGAGGUGAACGCUACAGUGAUCGGAGAGAAUGAUUCAGUGGACGAGGUCCAGGGAUUUCUUUUUGGCAAACUCAAGGCUCUCUACCCAGAGUUAAAGGAGCAGUUGAAAGAGCUGAGGAAACAUUUAGUAGAAAGCACCAAUGAAAUGGCACCUCUGAAAGUCUGGCAAAUGCAAGAUCUCAGUUUCCAGACAGCAGCUCGCAUACUUGCUGCUCCCGCUGUUGAUGCCCUCAACGUGAUGAAAGACCUCAGUCAGAACUUCCCUACUAAAGCCAGAUCCAUCACAAAAACAGUGGUCAACUCUGAGAUACGUAAACAGAUCGGUGAAAACCAAAAGUUAUUUAAAGGCACGCUGGGGCUGCAGCCUGGAGAUUCAGCCCUCUUCAUCAAUGGGCUGCAUAUAGAUCUGGACACACAAGACAUCUUCAGCGUGUUCGAGGUCCUGCGCAGCGAGGCCCGGGUGAUGGAAGGCCUGCAGUCCCUCAUGAUUGAGCCGCACUACAUUCACGACAUCCUGAAGCUCAACGUGCAGCCGUCCGACUCGGACUACGCUGUCGACAUCCGCCAUCCUUCAAUCAGCUGGAUUAACAAUUUGGAGACGGACCACAGAUACAGCUCGUGGCCCUACAACGUGCAGGAGCUGCUGAGGCCAACCUUCCCUGGAGUCAUCAGGCAGAUCCGUAAGAACUUCCACAAUCUGGUGAUUAUUCUGGACCCGGCCCAGGAGAACGCCGCCGAGCUGCUCAGCGUUGCAGAGAUGUUUUAUGCUAACAACAUCCCACUCAGGAUCGGCUUCGUGUUCGUGGUGUCAGACGGGGACGACAUCGACGGCAUGCAGGACCCAGGCGUGGCGCUGGUCCGAGCCUACAACUACAUCAAGGACGAGGUGGACGGCCAGAGCGCUUUUGAUGCCGUCAUCUCAAUGUUCAACCAGGUGCCUGUUGGUGGAAGCCUCACUGUCGCGAAUGUGGUCAAAGUGCUGGAGAAGAAGUUCCCCUAUGUGGAGAUCAGCAGCGUCCUGGGAGCUGACUCCAGCUACGACGGCAACAGGAAGGAAGGGCGCGCGUACUACGAGCAGACGGGGGUGGGCCCGCUGCCGGUGGUCAUGUACAACGGCGUUCCGUACCAGCGUGAACAGCUGGACCCGGACGAGCUGGAAACGGUCACCAUGCAGAAGAUCCUGGAGACGACCUCCUUCUACCAGAGAGCGGUGUACCUGGGUGAACUGGCAACAGAUCAUGAUGUCGUGGACUUCAUCAUGAACCAACCCAACGUCGUUCCCCGCAUCAAUGCCCGAGUGCUGUCCACCAGCAGAACCUACCUGGACCUGUCUGAUACCAAUAAUUUCUUUGUCGAUGACUAUGCUCGCUUCUCCAGUCUGGACAGCACACAGAAGAGCACAGCAGUGGCCAACAGCAUGAACUACAUGACUAAGAAAGGGAUGACGGCCACCAACAGGCAUGAUGAUGGAUUUAUCCGUCCUGUAACCUUCUGGGUGGUUGGAGACUUUGACAAGCCUUCAGGACGUCAGCUUCUCUAUGAUUCCAUCAGACACAUGAAAACCAGCAACAACGUUCGCCUGGGGAUGAUCAGCAACCCGUCAGCUGCUCCAUCUGCCGAGAGCAGCCGUGUGACCAGGGCGAUCUGGGCUGCCAUGCAGACGCAGACGGCCAACAACGCGAAGAACUUCAUCACCAAAAUGGCCAAAGAAGAGGCCGCGGCCGCUCUGGAGAGGGGAGUAGACAUCGCAGAGUUCGCUGUCGGGGGUAUGGAUGUGUCGUUGUUCAAGAGUGCGUAUGAAAGUCCCAAAUUGGACUUCCUGCUCUCCCACGCUGCCUACUGCCGAGACGUGCUCAAACUGAAGAAAGGACAGAUAGCAGUUAUCAGCAAUGGAAGAAUCAUAGGUCCGUUGGAGGAGGGCGAGGUGUUUAACCAGGACGACUUCCUGCUGUUGGAGAGCAUCAUCCUCAAGACGUCAGGAGAGCGAAUCAAAAGCAAAGUCCAGCAGUUUGGAACGGAGGAGGACAGGGCUAGCGACCUUGUGAUGAAGGUGGAUGCUCUGCUCUCGGCCCAACCCAAAGCAGAAGCCCGGAUAGAGUAUGGGUUUGCUGACGACCGCUACAGUGCUGUGAAGAUCCGUCCUAAAGAGGGAGACAUGUACUUUGAUAUUGUUGCUGUGGUGGAUCCAGUAACCAGAGACGCACAGAAACUAGCUCCUCUCCUCUCGGUGCUGAAGCAGCUAAUAAAUGUCAAUUUACGGGUUUUCAUGAACUGCCAAUCAAAACUGUCAGAAAUGCCACUGAAGAGUUUUUACCGCUACGUGCUGGAGCCGGAGGUGGCGUUUCAGGCUGACGGCAGCUUCUCUCCCGGUCCUUUGGCCAAGUUCUUGGACAUGCCCCAGUCUCCGCUCUUCACUCUGAAUCUUAACACUCCUGAGAGCUGGAUGGUGGAGUCCGUGCACACCCGAUACGACCUAGACAACAUUUACCUGCAGGAGGUGGAGAACAUUGUAGCAGCCGAGUAUGAAUUGGAGCAUCUUUUGCUGGAAGGUCACUGCUUUGAUGUCAGCUCAGGCCAGCCGCCUCGAGGCCUUCAGUUCACCCUGGGAACCGCCUCCGAGCCAAUAAUGGUGGACACAAUCGUCAUGGCAAACCUGGGUUAUUUCCAGCUGAAGGCCAACCCUGGCGCUUGGGUCCUGAAGCUGAGGAAAGGGCGCUCAGAUGAAAUUUAUAAGAUUUACAGCCACGAUGGUACAGAUUCUUCCGCAGACUCGGAUGACGUUAUUGUCGUUCUAAACAACUUCAAAGGCAGAAUCAUAAAAGUCAAGGUCCAAAAAAAACCAGACAAAAUCGGCGAGGAGUUGCUGAGUGAUGGGACCGAGGAGAACGACACUGGCUUCUGGAAAUCUCUGACCAGGGGGUUCACAGGUGGAGCCAACACAGAGGAGCCCAAGCAGGAGAAAGACGAUGUGAUCAAUAUCUUCUCUUUGGCCUCUGGGCAUCUGUACGAGAGGUUCCUGAGGAUUAUGAUGCUGUCGGUCCUGAAGAACACCAAGACUCCUGUCAAGUUCUGGUUCCUCAAGAACUACCUAUCCCCGACCUUCAAGGAGUUCAUUCCACACAUGGCGAAGGAAUACGGCUUUCAGUAUGAGCUGGUGCAGUAUAAGUGGCCUCGCUGGUUACACCAACAGACAGAGAAGCAGAGGAUCAUCUGGGGCUACAAGAUCCUGUUCCUGGAUGUGCUGUUUCCUCUGGCUGUUGACAAGAUCCUCUUUGUGGACGCUGACCAGAUUGUGCGCACAGACCUGAAGGAGCUGCGUGACUUCGACCUGGAGGGAGCUCCGUACGGCUACACCCCGUUCUGUGAGAGUCGCAGGGAGAUGGACGGCUACCGCUUCUGGAAGUCGGGCUACUGGGCGAGUCACCUGGCUGGCCGCAAGUACCACAUCAGCGCUCUGUAUGUGGUCGACCUGAAGAAGUUCAGGAAAAUAGCUGCAGGAGACAGACUCAGAGGACAGUACCAGGGUCUGAGCCAAGACCCCAACAGCCUCUCCAACCUGGACCAGGAUCUGCCCAACAACAUGAUCCACCAAGUGCCCAUCAAGUCUCUGCCCCAGGAGUGGCUGUGGUGUGAGACGUGGUGUGACGACAGCACCAAGAGGAGCGCUAAAACAAUAGACCUGUGUAACAACCCUAUGACCAAGGAGCCCAAGCUGCAGGCUGCAGUGAGGAUCGUGGCCGAGUGGACAGAUUACGACCAGGAGAUUAAGCGUCUGCAGACCAGAGUCCAGGCGGGAGCAAACCACAGAGCGCAGCAGCAAGGCACAGAUGUUCACAGCGAGUUGUGAACAGUGUGACGAGGUACUGAACCGGGCUCUGUUUAAAGAGUCCGCUUCAUGAGGAGGCUCCUGUCCUGCCUCAGGACUGCUGACGGCCUGACCACAAAUCAGAGCUUAGAAAAAAAUGUUUUAGUUAAAAUAUCCAGGAGAGUAAUGGUGGUCAGGUUCUAUUUUUUGGUUUGACAGUAUGAAAGCGGUGAGAAUGUAUUUUGUAAGGCAGGUAUAUUUGAGUUUUAUUUUCAGCACAGUUUCCCUUCCAUGGUAAAAGCUGUCAGUCUGUGUCUGUUUGCACUGAUUGGGAUUCUGGUUCUGUCUGUGGUGGAAGCACAAAAUAAAGCAGACGUCAGGAACUCUCACUGCUGGUUAACUUGGGCUUUGAUCUUGAGUGAACCAAACAUCUGGCGGUGGAGAGAAUUCCAGCACAGUCCCUGGGAUAAAACAUUCAUUUUAAAGCUGUUAUUAAUGUUGUGCUUGUUGUUGGAGGACGAGGCCCAGGGCAAAAAUGUUUGAACUCAAAAACAUGAAUACGGUUUGUUCAUGUGGCAAAUUCAGAAAUAAGACAUCUGACGUUGGAUGCAGUGAAUUUUGGACACUUGUUUUUGACCAAAUUAAAAAAAAUUUUUAAUGUAAAACUGAAGCUUUAAUAAUUCUGUUGUUACAGAUGCCCACCAAUGAUUUCACCUCUUGCUGCUUAGAGCAGAGUUUCAGAGAGGAAUUUAAAAAAGUGGUUGACUAUGUUUUCACAUGAGAAAAAAAAAAUCAGAUUCUUAAACGGAACAUGCACCAGGGAAAGCGGUUUGGCUUUUGUUUGCUGCAGCGUAACGUUUAAGGCUAAUUUAUAUUUAAAGAAUUGCUCCUGUGACAUUAAACUUUGGCUGAAGAAUGUUUCAUUGCCAAAAGUCGCGAACGUCCACUUUUUUUUGUUGUUAUGCUGUUUUAAUAAACUGAUAUUUUUGUUAAAUAAAAAACCCAUUCCUCAAUUAAAAA
Betta splendens (Siamese fighting fish) is the source of this 5732-nucleotide messenger RNA. RefSeq names its product UDP-glucose glycoprotein glucosyltransferase 1 (gene uggt1). The transcript has 41 exons. Gene Ontology annotation, molecular function: UDP-glucose:glycoprotein glucosyltransferase activity. The record is from RefSeq and is a predicted model, not a curated record. The coding region runs from base 123 to 4754 and encodes 1543 amino acids. Gene Ontology annotation, cellular component: endoplasmic reticulum. NCBI's taxonomy places the organism in Eukaryota, Metazoa, Chordata, Actinopteri, Anabantiformes, Osphronemidae.